AUGGAAGCAGCAGGCGAGGAUUUUAAUCUCCAUUGGGAGGAAGUUAACUCUCCUAAACAUGAAAACCAAACAAUUUGUGGCCUGGAAGGUGAACAAUCUGUAUCUUACUCUACUAUGGCAUCAGAAGAAAUCAUAGCUGAUACAGAUCAAAUGGCCGCAGAAAAUUUGAUGUAUUUUUCACAAGAUGUAGUUGGAUAUACAGAAACAACUGAGUUGGCGGAUGAUUUAAAUGUUGAAUGUGUAACUGAAGAAGUUAUUACUGAUGAUUGGGUCAUAGCCGGUGGACAGGAAAGAGUGGAAGUACCAUUGGAACAACUUGCCAAUACUGUGUCAGACAUUAAAGUUGAAAAUGAUAUUGAUGUACCAUUACCAACUGAUCAAGACCAGUACACAGCGAUGCGUCCCUGGCCGUGCGAUUUCUGCUCUCGGCGGUUCCGCAAGAAGGCGGCGCUGAUGAACCACAUGGUGGCGCACCAGAACGAUCGACCACACGCUUGCAACCUGUGCGGCGUCCGCUACGUACGCAAGUGCGACCUCAUGAAUCACCUGAAGGUCCACGCCUUCGUGCCCGAGCAUAGCGACACCAUCGACUAUGAUGAUGUAUUAGCUGAUAACUCUCAAUUAUUAAAACCAAAGAAAAAGAGAGGGCGACGGAAAAAAAAUCCCGAGCCUGUUGAGAACGGUGUGUGGGAGAAUAUGACGUCAGCGCGCACGCAGCAGUGGCAGCGGCGCGUGCGCACGCCGGCGCCGCGCUGCCCCUCGCCGACGUCGCCGCCGUCCCCGCCCUCUCCGCCCUCCCCGCCCUCUCCGCCCUCCCCACCCUCCCCGCCGUCCCCGCGCUCCGAGGCGUCCCCGCCGCCGCCCGCCGCGCCGCCCAGCCCGCCGCGACCAAUUGACCCCGCGCGCCCCUUCGUCUGCCGCCACUGUGGUGUCGGAUUUGCACGGGAGAAAGCCCUGCAAUCUCAUGCUAGGAUUCAUGGUGGUGACUCGCCAGUGGAGUGUGGCGAGUGUGGCGAGCUGUGCUGGUCGCGCGAGGCGCUGGCGGCGCACACCGCGCAGCGACACCCGUACGCCGCGCCGCGCCCGCGCGCCGACCCCGUCUUCCAGCCAACCGACUCCGAUGAUGACAUGGAAUACCGGCUGUCUCCACUACCACAGGACGGCGAGCGCGCUGUAUUUGACAAUGUACGAGGACCGGAACUAUUCUGCCAGGACUGUGGCGUUGCGUUCCAACGCGUAGACUUACUACGGCGGCAUGUUGCAGCAGCGCAUAGCUACAAGCGGCACGACAGCACGAGCAGCACGUGGGCGGAGGCGGAGCACACGUGCGACGUGUGCGGCGAGAGCUGCACGGACGCGCUGCAGCUGCUGGCGCACGCCGAGGGACACGCCGAGCGCCACCGCCCCGCCGCGCCCCGAUUAAAAAGAAUGGGUCGCGGUAAAAGCAACACAACAAAUUCAAAUAUUUUAAGACAAUUCCCAUGUAGAGAGUGUGGCAAGGUGUUUGGUUCUCGCAGCUCGCAGCAGAUCCACAUUAGGAUUCACACGGGCGAGCGGCCCUACGCAUGCCGUUUCUGCUGGAAGGCCUUCGCUGACGGCGGUACUCUUCGCAAACACGAGCGGAUACAUACUGGCGAGAAGCCGUACGCGUGCGCCGUGUGCCCGCGCGCGUUCAACCAGCGCGUGGUGCUGCGCGAGCACGUGCGCUCGCACCACUCCGCGCCCGACCGCCGCGCCAACGGAGGAAAUGCAUACUGCUGUGUGGUGUGUGGUCGGACUUUGCAUUCCAGUGUGGAGUUGGUGCAGCAUUUGAUACAACACUGCGAUGCUAACACCGCAUUGAAGAGACAACCACAGAGCGGGCCGCGGAAGUACAAGCGUCGACGGAAACUGAAGAGCGAAGUUGUAUCUCCGAAGCGCGAGUGGGAGGAGCCGGAGCGCGCGUCGUCCCCGUCGGGCGCGUCGCUCAUGUCGCGCGUGUCGCACGCGUCGCACGCAUCGCACGCGUCCCGCGACAGUCCCGCGCGCGCCUCGCCGCCGCGCCGCCGCCGCCGCGCGCCCGCGCCGCCCGCGCCCCGCCCCCGCAUGAUACACACCGAGGAGCCGCGCCCCCGGACCAAGCAGGUACGCAGCCGACGUCCCCCCCGGCACCCGGCGGAUGACUUGCGAGCGAUAGCGCCGCGCUCGCCGGAGCCGGAGUCGGAGCCGGAGCCGAAGCUGGAGCCGAAGCUGGAGCCGAAGCCGGAGCCGAAGGCGGAGCCGCCGGUGUCGCCAGUACUGCUGCCUUCCCCCACCUGCCCGCACUCCCCGCACUCGCCGCCCUCCCCGCACUCACCACCCUCCCCGCACUCCCCGCCCUCCCCGCAGUCGCCCGCCGGCCCCUACAAGUGCGAGAUGUGCUCGUUGGAGUUCCCGCGUCGCGAUGCGCUGCUCCUGCACGUGCCCGUUCACAUCUGA
Messenger RNA from Parnassius mnemosyne (clouded apollo), 2457 nucleotides. NCBI's taxonomy places the organism in Eukaryota, Metazoa, Arthropoda, Insecta, Lepidoptera, Papilionidae. The record is from the annotation of a GenBank genome assembly.